AUGGGAAAACGAGAGAAAAAACCCAAUCGACGUCGCCAUAAAGGGGAAUUCUCGAACAGUGGCGGAGAAGAUUUCUUCGAUCAACAUCCUCCGGCUGCUGCCUCCGUCGAAGAAGAAGAUGAAGAAAACUCCGAGGAGGAAGAAGAAGCAAAUGAGGGAAACGACGAGCUUCAAUCAUCGGAUUUGCCGUCUAAAUUCCUCUUAUACCAGCAAUCGGUGCAGUCACCGAAAGGAGACAUAAGCUAUUUGCAGAAGUUCUUUUUGAUGUACGUUGGUGGAAGACAGCCUCUCCAUUUCCAAGAAGAUUUCUGUGGCACUGCUCUUUUAAGUGCGGAGUGGCUGAAGAAUGACACGAGGAGGACUGCAAUAGGGCUAGAUUUCGACCUUGAGGCACUAGAAUGGUGCAUGGAGAACAACAUAAGCAAACUUGGCUCUGACGUGUAUUCAAGAGUGUCGCUUUUACAUGGGAAUGUUUUGAGCCCUCUUGAGGCUAAGCAAGUGAAGUCCAAAUCCCACGAGCUGAUACAGAAUAUCAGCUUGGAUGAUGGUGGUGAUGAUAAUGAAGAUUCGGUUGAUCCUGGAGUUGAGUCUGUGGAGAAAGAUGAGCCUGUUUCGUUACCAAAGAGGGAUAUCGUGUGUGCUUUCAAUUUUAGCUGCUGCUGUCUCCACAAGCGAUCAGAGUUGGUUUCUUACUUCAAGAACGCGCGUGAGGCUUUGUCUAAGAAAGGUGGUAUCUUUGUGAUGGAUUUGUAUGGAGGUGCUUCUGCUGAGGGACAGUUGAAGCUUCAACGGAAGUUCCCAACUUUCACGUAUACAUGGGAGCAAGCUGAGUUUGACAUUGUAAGUCGCAAGACGAGGAUAAGUCUGCAUUAUCACCUUCAGAAGCAGAACAGAAAGAUCCGCAAUGCUUUCUCUUAUAGCUGGAGACUGUGGUCGUUGCCGGAGAUAAAAGACUGUAUGGAAGAGGCCGGGUUUAAAGCAGUCCAUAUUUGGCUGAGAGAAAUGCCUGACGCUUCGGAAAUGCGUAGAACGGAUGGGUUUGGUGCGGGACGUGAUAUCAAGUACGAGCAAGUCAAGAGCUUUCAACAGUGUGAUUCUUGGAAUGCUUACAUUGUUGCCGUCAGCGUCUAG
Microthlaspi erraticum is the source of this 1131-nucleotide messenger RNA. NCBI's taxonomy places the organism in Eukaryota, Viridiplantae, Streptophyta, Magnoliopsida, Brassicales, Brassicaceae. The record is from the annotation of a GenBank genome assembly.